Messenger RNA from Merops nubicus (carmine bee-eater), 1175 nucleotides. RefSeq names its product M-protein, striated muscle-like. Gene Ontology annotation, molecular function: protein binding. The record is from RefSeq and is a predicted model, not a curated record. The annotation marks the transcript as partial. The transcript is spliced from 9 exons. Lineage: Eukaryota; Metazoa; Chordata; Aves; Coraciiformes; Meropidae.
AGCUGAUUUUGAUGAUUCUGCUACUUACUCAGCAGUUGCAACAAAUGUCCAUGGGCAGGCAUCAACUAAUUGUGCUGUGAUUGUGCGAAGGUUCAGAGAGGAUGAAGAGCCUCAUCCAGCUGGGAUAAUGCCCUUUCACUUGCCCCUGUCAUAUGACGUUUUCUUCACCCAUAUUGAUGUCCAGUUUCUGGAGAAGUUUGGAGUCACCUUUGCAACUGAAGGUGAAACACUGACCCUGAAGUGUUCUAUGUUGAUCACCCCAGACCUGAAAAGACUACAGCCUCGUGCUGAGUGGUACAGAGAUGACGUGCUGAUAAAGGACUCCAAGUGGACAAAACUGUAUUUUGCAGAAGGCCAGGCAGCUCUUUCCUUCACCCAUCUGAACAAAGAUGAUGAAGGUUUAUACACCCUGCGCAUGGUGACAAGAGGUGGAGUGAGUGAAUACAGUGCAUACCUGUUUGUCCGAGAUGCUGAUGCACUGAUCGCAGGAGCACCUGGUGCACCCAUGGAUGUUAAAUGCCAUGAUGCUAACAGAGACUAUGUUAUUGUUACCUGGAAACCACCAAACACCAUCAGUGAAAGCCCCGUCAUUGGAUAUUUUGUUGACAAAUGUGAAGUAGGUUUGGAAAACUGGGUCCAGUGCAAUGAUGCUCCUGUCAAAAUCUGCAAGUAUCCUGUAACUGGUCUUCAGGAGGGACGGUCUUACAUCUUCCGUGUGAGAGCGGUGAACAGCGCUGGCAUCAGCAGGCCUUCUCGAGCCUCUGAACCAGUUGCAGCUCUUGACCCCGCUGACCAGGAGAGAACACAAACUAUUCAUGUGGAUGAAGGGCGAAAGAUUGUGAUCAGCAAAGAUGACCUUGAAGGCGAUAUUCAGAUUCCAGGCCCUCCCACCAAUGUACAUGCUUCAGAAAUCAGCAAAACAUAUGUUGUGCUCAGCUGGGAUCCACCUGUUCCUCGUGGCAGGGAGCCACUGACGUAUUUCAUUGAGAAGUCCAUGGUUGGCAGUGGAAGCUGGCAAAGAGUCAAUGCACAGGUUGCAGUGAAAUCUCCUCGCUAUGCAGUGUUUGACCUAACGGAAGGGAAACCGUAUGUUUUCCGAGUCUUGUCAGCAAACAAGCAUGGCAUCAGUGAUCCCUCUGAAACAACAGCACCUAUUGAACCACACGAUACUGUUG